AUGUUGGAGACUUGCGAGAUCUUCGACCUAGCCGAGGAAGGUGAGAUUGACAUUGAAGAGAGCUUCGCUGAAGGCUUUGAGAUGAUGGUCGCUGAGGACGACAUGGUUGAGCACUUUGACCUCACCAUGACGGACAUGGACGACCACUGGACCAUGGAGGAUAACUUCACCCAGGAGAUCGACCUCGUCGACUACAAGAUGGACUACAACGACCUCUUCCAGAACGUGGACUUCAUCGCCCUCAAGACCUCCAAGGUUGAGACCUUUCUUCGAGAUUCUCAAGGACGAAUGAUCCCUGUUGAAGAGAAAGUGGCUAUGACUUUGCGUUGCAGAGCAGCGGAUGGACGACCUGUCCAGCUGAAGGAGAUCUUUGCGGUGGCCAACGUGAAGCAACCACUUGUGGCUAUGGGCAAGUGGAUGAAGAAAGGCUGGAUGACCCAGAAUGUCAAAAGCGAGGAGCUCUAUGGAUCUUUCCUGAACUUCUUCAACAUGUUCUACAUGCACAACUUGGAGGACCUCCUGAACUACGUCUUCUACCUGGAGAAGCUGAGCCU
Messenger RNA from Durusdinium trenchii, 554 nucleotides. The record is from the annotation of a GenBank genome assembly. NCBI's taxonomy places the organism in Eukaryota, Dinophyceae, Suessiales, Symbiodiniaceae.